AUGAUACCUUUUUUCUUGGUCACAACUUGUCCCUUUAUGCAAAUGCCUCGUUCAGCCUCCAAACUUGUCGCACGAGCCCUGCUUUCGAAACUUCCCGCCAUGGAUGCAACCGAGAAAAUGACCCUUCCUCCAACGAUCCAAGGCUGGUCCAGUCGCGGUCGACUUGAGCAUAUCAAGCAAGACUGCCCUCAGUUUGGAGAACUGUCACAGUCUCAAAGAAUUCCCCGUCCUCCGAAUGCGUUCAUUCUAUUUCGCUCCGACCUGCUAAAGAAAGAGGCGACGAAGAAGUGUCCUCCCCACCAGCAAACUCUCAGUCGUCUAGCUGGCGAGAUGUGGAAUCUUCUGCCGCCUGACCAGAAACAGGAGUGGAAAGACCGAGCAAAGAAACAAAGUGAACUUCAUCGUCAGCAAUAUCCGUACUACUCUUUCAAGCCCGCUCGGCGUUCGCGAAAGGCCAAGUCUCGGGUCCCCAUGGAAAACAGCGAAGAUUAUAUUCGCAGUCUCCGUGAAGCUCACUUUGGAGAUCAGUUCAAAGGACCUUCAAUACGUCCUUCACGCAAAGGGAAGGAAGCACCAACCCGACAAGGGCCAACCGAUCCUGCCACCCCAGCUCCCUCGACGUUCAUGCCAACAGUUGACAUGCAAUGCUAUACUUGGGCGACCGCGCAGCUUGCUCCCAAUGAAAGUCCCUUAUCGACUCCCGCCAUCUCACCGCUAGAUGGCUCUUACUAUUCCUCAUUCCCGCCGACACAACCCAGCUAUGACGGGCCACCUCCAGUGGUUGCAUCUUACGAUCACCAUGACAUUAGUGCACCACUACCGUCCUUCUUUCCACAACACACCUACCAACACUUUGGACCUCCACAGGCCGACCCUCCUUGUCUUGAAGCACAGCGAAUCGAGGCCCCGCGCAGACCAUCCACUUCACUUGGCUUCAUCAACCGAUAUGAGCAAGCCGCUUCCUUUAAUACUUCAAUCGGCUUCGAGCGGCCUGCCUCUGCAGCUGGUUUUGUCCGCGAUGUACCAUUCAGCUUUGGGUCAAUAUCGAUGCCAACCACCCCUGGUAUCCGCUUGACUUUAGAUGACGAGGUGGACAGUCUUGUAAACCCUCCUUUCUAUGACGAGUUCGACCUCGGGGAUCUCAAUAAGCUGCCCGGCCUACCGGACCAGCAAUUUAUUGACCCUCACGUCAUUACCAACAAGAGCGGCGCCACUACGUGGGUUCCUGGUUAG
Molecule: messenger RNA, 1233 nt
Organism: Mycena indigotica
Lineage: Eukaryota; Fungi; Basidiomycota; Agaricomycetes; Agaricales; Mycenaceae
Product: HMG box domain-containing protein
Exons: 5
Coding region: 1-1233 (410 amino acids)
Biological process (GO): regulation of transcription by RNA polymerase II; anatomical structure morphogenesis; cell differentiation
Molecular function (GO): RNA polymerase II cis-regulatory region sequence-specific DNA binding; DNA-binding transcription factor activity, RNA polymerase II-specific
Source: RefSeq, a predicted model, not a curated record